GUUCUAAUCGAGCGAACGAGUGAGACAGUACACCUCUUCUGAGUGAAACGUUCUCGACCUCGAGAUUUGUCGUAGUAGUAAUGGCGAUUGAUCAACGUGAUUCCCUGAACUGCCCCCGGACUGACAACUUGUGUCUCUGACUGAGGUGCCUCGUGGGAACUUAGAUCGUGGCGAUUGACACCGCCUCCUCCAGUUUCUGAGUGUUUGAGAGCCUGCCGUCCGGGUGUGGCUGGGCGUGACGUGACUCUACCCGUUGGACCGCGUGGUAUUUCUCGGUCCACUUUCAGUGGGUCUCCACGUGGCCUGGACACAGCUAGUCCCCGGCCCUUGUUGAUCUGCCCAUCACCUGGACAGGGCGGGACAUCCAUCUCCUUCGCCAGGCCGUUGGCGGCAUGUCGUCCACCGCCAUUCCGCCUCGGCCCUUGAGCGGUUCACCCGCCCCGGAUUUUAUUGCCAUCGAUUCGAGUCGCAGUGGGCCCAGCUCGGGUGGACAUCCGGCUGCUAAACUCCAUUUGGCCCGGGCUGGCCCCCCCGAGCAUUUAUACAACCGGACGAAGCGGAAACGCGAAAGCUCGGCCCAUGGCUCCCCGCCCUCACACGCCCUGCCGGAGCCCGUGUCGGCGGGCCCGCCCGGUCCCGUGUGGAAUCCCGCACGACGUGUGUAUUCUUCGGGUGUGGUGGGGUUACAUGAAGAAAUCGAGGACUUUUUUCAAUGGAUGACCCCAACCCCGCAAGAACAUCAAGUUCGAAUGGAAGUGAUCUCACGGAUUCGUCGCGUCAUUCAAACUGAAUGGCGGGAAGCCCGCGUAGACGUCUUGGGCUCUUUCAAAUCCGGGCUCUAUUUGCCCACCAGUGAUAUUGAUCUCGUCUUGUUUGGAAAGUGGGAGGUGAUACCCUUUCGGACCAUUGAGCAGCUCCUCAUAGCCAAUAACAUCGCAGAGCCGGAAAUGAUCAAAAUACUUGAUAAAGCCGCCGUACCUGUGGUCAAACUUACCGAUAAAGAGAGUAAGAUCAAGGUGGACAUCAGCUUCAAUAUGGCAUGUGGCAUCCGGACCGCCGAACUUAUGAAGUUCUUCAAGAGGAAAUAUCCGCCUUUAGCAAAGCUGGCUUAUCUCCUCAAACAAUUCCUUCACCAGCGAGACCUUAAUGAGGUGUUCACUGGUGGGCUUUCCUCUUAUGCUCUCAUUCUGUUGAUUGUGAGCUUCCUUCAAAUGCAUCCGAGGAGAAACGCUGCCCACGCCUCUAAUGCCAAUUUGGGCGUGUUGCUCAUCGAAUUCCUCGAGCUCUUCGGCAAACUCUUCAACCACGUGAACACGGCCAUUCAAGUAACAGAUGGUGGAAGGUGGAUCCCCAAGAGCAAUGUGAAUGAAGGGGGCAGCGUCAUUUGCAUCCUAGACCCGUUGAACCCGGAAAUGGAUGUGGGACGAAGCUCAUAUGGCUACGUUACCGUGAAACAGGCAUUUGAGAAAGGCUACGCUGACCUAAUUAACCUCACCAAACAUCCCAACCCUAACCUCAAUGGAAAAAGCAUUCUCAGUCAGAUUGUCGAUGUGUCGAGUGAAGAUGUCAAGUUCCGUGAAUGGCUCCAACGGAAGUUCCGCAAUAUCCCGGAUGCAGAGAACGCCGAUCCCACCCUGCCCAGUCGUCUACCAGUCACGGAGUCGCACAAUGUCGAACCUAAGCAACUGCCUGAUCCUCCCAAGAAACCCCUGGCUGGCCAACCUGCCAGCCUAAAUUCCACCAAAGGUCAAAUCCCCGCCGUCAACCAUGUGGUCAGUGGUGAAGAGCUUGGCCAGCGCAAUGGUCGAGCAAGUUCCCGAGGCCCUUCUCCGUCAUCCGCGAAGAGCAUAGGGACCGCAAAAGUCACCAAGACCUCUGCGAUUCCAACAAGGGGUUCUCAUGCACCCAAAGAGGAUAGUGACACUGCCAGUAGUGUGUCGUCUCAUGGUGGACGAAGUAGCCUGAUGUCGUCGGUGACAUCGCCGGAGAAUCCUUGCUCAUCAGAUACGGACUCUGACAUCAUGGUGAGUCAUCCCUCGGGUAGCCCCAAUUCGGCCAUGUCCAUAUCGCCAGCCUCCAGUGAAGUGGGCUCCAUCAAGUCCUCCUUGUCACGGGUGAGCAGCAAAUCAUCCUCGAAACUCGGCUCUAGAUCCUCAGGCGCAUCCUCGGGCAAGAAGCCCACGUUCUGGGGCCAAGGUCGAGGCGCCAAUCCCAAGGAUGGACCCGACCGAGCCGAUCUUGAUCUCAACUGGCGAUGCCCGAACCAAGCCGUUGCGGCAGUCACCGCUGUUGCAGUCGCUGCUCAUGCUCCCCCGGCUGGUACGACCUUGUUGUCAUCGCCACUAUCGGCAUCAGUCGGUGAUUGUCCUCCUUUACCUCACCCACAAGUACCAGCUUCGGCACGGGGUUCGUUCCAUGCUGGGAAAACGAUCUCAGGACGGGCAGAUCAAGACCCGAAUUGGAGAAAUCGAACACCGGGCUCGAACCAAGUUGUCCAUGAUGGAAACGAUAGAUCUCUGUUGGCGCAAAAUAAUAAGAAAGUCAGCAAUGUCAAUCGGACUAGCUCCCCGGUCAAAAGCCACGGGAAGCAAUGGAAGUCGAGGAAAAAUCAAGCUAAAAAAGACUUGACGGAUGUGACCAACCAGCUUGACCACAACACAUGCCAUCUCACUAAUGUUACCAAUUCAGUGCCCAAAACGGCAACUCCCACGACCUCCCCACCCUCAGAAUCGGUCAGUGCCAAGGAACGACUCACGGCAGGAUUAGACAACAGCAAUCGCACUUCUCAAGACGAGCACAACAAUAACAACGCCAACAACAACAACAAUACUAGCAACAACAACAACAGCAGCAAUAUUCAUGGCGCCUUAGAGCAAGUGGUUGAGAAUACCAAUGACAACCAAUCCGGCGUCGUCAUCCCUCAAAAGCGGUCGAAAGGUCGCCGUAAGAAGGUUUCGUCAUUGAAUGUGCGUGCUAAUGCCAAUAAUGGCCACAAAACGGCGCUCCGUGAGAAGGAGAACCAUCAGAAUCCUAGUGCUCGUUUUUCCCACGGGUCCGGACUGUUCGACGGAAAAAGGUGACAGUGAGCUAGUCGACUUGAGCAUUAAUAUUAGUCUAGACCAAAAACAAGAAUCAACAAAAACAUCAAUACAAAAGACAUCGACUAAUCUCGAUACUCCCUCAUUGACCUCAGAAGCAUCGAAGUCUGAGGAAGAGAAACCAAUUCAAGUGGUUCUUCCGAGACCAGCCCGAUUUUGUGCUCCCAAACCCUCUUCCUCGUCAUCUUCGUCGUCUAAAACUACGGGAUCGUCAGUCUCGCCAGGAUCCAAAAUUCAACGUCGUCGACGGAGAAAUCCCAAAACCUCCAAAUUGGCUGCCAACCCCCAUUCCAAUGCAGAACACGGACAAAAUGACGAUGAAGAUUGUCCCCGGUUCUCGUAUUCAGUCAGCUAUUUCACUUGGGCAGUUAGUAGUAGUGAAGAAGACAGCGAUGACGAUGACGACAACAAUAACAACAGAGAUGAAGAGCGUGAAAGCCGGACUAAAAGUCCCAGAGACCCGCGAUAUGACUGUCCAAGUAUCACACUCCCAUUGAGCAAACUCAGAUUGGGUGCAAGUUCUCGGAAGAGCAAAAAAACUGGGAAAGACAAAAAGAAGUAAAGAAUAUUGUUCGAGGAUGUAUAGUUAGCCAUUAUCUAUUGUCAUACCUCUAUAUUCUUAACCUUUAAGAAGCGAUUUUUUUUUCAUUCAUACAUUGAUCGAUCCCAGUAUGUCUCUCCAGCUAUCGUGCUUUUCUUCUCGGAAUCAGCGAAUGGAUCUCUCUUCUUCAUUUACUUCAUUACAAGAAUGUGUGUCUAAUUAUGAAAUCGUGUGAUAUUAUGAUUACCCUCGUCAAAUCAUUUCGAUGAUUAUUUGCAUAUACUCCUCUUACCCCCAAUAAUGCCAAGUUUAAACUCAGUCAAAAAAAAAACACAAAAAGGUGAAGCUCUUCUCCGGAAAGAGGAAGUAGUUUUAGUCAAAGCUCGACUCUAUCACUAUUAUUAAGAAUGAAACCAAAUGUAUUUUUCAAUGAGAAAUGUUCAGCAAUCUAUCUUAUUAUAACUUCUCUGUUGAGUGUAAAUAUCAGAAAAAAAAGUCAAAAAAGUAUUUCAAAAUGCCAAAAAAAUCGCGCAAAAAAAAAUAAAGCCUCUUAAAAGAUUCUUUUGAACAUCAGCUUUAUUCGUCGUAAUGCCUCUAGAAAUCGUCUGUGUCACACAAAGCCCUCAAACCAGUGGAGGUAGAUUGUAUCGGCAAUAGUACAACUGUCCCAAUAGAUAUUCCCGCCCACUGGCCACAACACUUGCCACCGCAAAAACCGUGAAGACCAAAAUCCCAAGAUUCUCUUGAUGCGAUUGGAUCGUCAUGUAAUGAAUCUUGUAGAUUGGGCAAUACGUCUCCAAUAACGAACAGAUUUUCAACAACGCGUCCGAUGGGAUCCAUUGACCUUGCAAGGAAAACCAUCCCGUCCACCAUGCAUAGAUGAGUGACAAAACCAUGGGCAAGAAAUCCAUAGCCAGCAUGAUAGUCAACCAUAUGUCCAACAAGGGGCCUUUGGGCAGGCUCAGCAAUGCCAUCCACACCAUAAUAUAGUGUAAGAGUAGACGAUGUUCUCGGAAUGGGAGAUGUUGGCACAGAAGAAGGAUCACAUGAAGGGUACAAAACACCAUGGUGUGUUCCAAUCCAUAUUGGUUGUAGCACGUGUUCCGCGAAUAACUGAUGCCCUCCUCCAUACUUUCUGGCACAUGUACACACAGUUUUUAGAUUCAAUCGUUGCCAUUUACUGAAGUGUUUUCUUAGAUUGGGUUUCUAGUCCUGAAUUGUUGCACGAGCAAAGCUUGGUGUUGCCAUCGUUAUAUGGUUGACAGCUGAGUUGGUUUUUGGAAGCUCGAUAGAGAAGGAAGGAAAUGUUGCCUCUUGAACUUGGCCGAGUCGGUUGGUGACCUUGAAUCGGCGGUGUUGGUUAGUCUUGGACGAAGCAAUGCGCCUUAAAUUCCUAGACUGCACAUGAUGCCUACGAAGCCCAUUGAAGCGAGUACAGAUCGAUGCAUUUGUGUCUACCUCUGGAUGUUUUGCAUUGUUUUUAAAGGAUGUUUUAGGCCAACCCUUGUUGUAAUACAUAUGAUUCACAUGCUUACAUGACAAAUUCAGGGGAUCAUCCGAAUGUCAGUAGUGCAUUGUUUCAAUUCGAUCCAAGCAAACAAACAUACCAUGAAGAAGGUCAUUUCAUGAUUCCUUCGUCUUAAUGAAUCAUGCUCCGAGUAAUCCUUCGGUACUCGCUAAAUUUUUCCCUUCUUGUACCAAAUUUCGAAUAGUUCAAUCGCUUAAUAAGCCGACUUGACUUCUUUCUUUGUCCGUUUAAUCAGCCAAACGGGACACCAUGAAUCCAUUGAUUUAUAUUUUGGCCUUAUGUGUUCCCGCCGUGACCCCGAUAACGCCUCAAUUGGUUCAUCAAAUACGCUCUUUUGGAAAUCAAGCACAAGAAACUGUCCUCGGAUUCCUCUCUGCUGACGACGAAUUCAUUCUCCAGGAUGACAAUCCGCCCCUCGAUGACCCCUUCGAGGAAAUGAACAACUUUCUGUUGGCCUCGGAAGGAAAUUUGCAAGUUGACGAAGAGCAAUUGGCCUUGGUUAAUCUCGAUCCCAAAGUUUCUACCGUACCUCCUCUUGUUGAAUUAGAAACCCCCGCUGUCCUCGAACAAGAAAUUGUUUCGGAAUUGGCUGGUGGGAUCGAACCCCGAUUCGCCUCCUUGGAGGUAGAAAACGUCCCUUCCAUGCCUGAGGUGAUUGAUCAAGAGGUUUUAUUGGAAGAAGAGGAAGUCUCUCCUAUAGAAGAGGAGGAGGAAGAGCCUGUCGUUGAACUGUCCGUGGAACCUGUCGAUGAGGAACCUUUUAAUGAAGAACCUUCGGAACCUUCCGCCAUCUUGGAAGUCGUCCCAACUUCCUUGGCGCCCUCAAAUAUUAAAGAGGAAGAGGUUCCAGAGGAUUUAGUUUCCAUUGAGGAAACUUCAGCGGUCCCUUUUGUGGAAUCGAAAACUGAAGACGAAAUAAAUGUGGAGGAAGUUCAAUCCGAUGAUAUGGAGACGGCCGAGCUUAGUUCCAAUAUCGACAUUGGGGACAUUGAUUCGUCAGAGGACGUAGAAAUGUUGGCAGAGGAUAUCGAGACUGAUGUUGAUGAUGGAGAGACGAAUGAUGAGGAAUUAAAAGUUGAUCAGGUGCAACCAGCCAUCGAUCGACAAGAUAAUCUCGCAGCCGAGGACGAAAGACCACGCCAAGUUCGCAUCCAGAGAGGUCGUAGGAUACCCGCUCGAAAUGUGACCACCUUGCCCCUUAGUCCUGGAGGAGCACCCAAUGUGAUCAACCCACCCCAGCCUUCUUCAGAUACGGAGCCAUCGGUACCUUUGGAAGAAGAUGUAGAGUCGGAGGAAGACGACAACCUGGGGUUCGUCAGCUCGUUCUUCAAGAAAUUUUUACCUUGAGACAUGUAAAAUCUGUAACGUAAUCUAGGCCGACUAUAAUAUCGUUAGUGAUAUUUAAAGUGAUGAUAUGCUUCAUAAAGAUAGUGAUCGACUCUCA
Molecule: messenger RNA, 6611 nt
Organism: Tigriopus californicus
Lineage: Eukaryota; Metazoa; Arthropoda; Copepoda; Harpacticoida; Harpacticidae
Product: terminal nucleotidyltransferase 4B-like
Exons: 8
Coding region: 393-3080 (895 amino acids)
Biological process (GO): RNA 3'-end processing
Cellular component (GO): TRAMP complex; nucleolus
Molecular function (GO): poly(A) RNA polymerase activity; mRNA binding
Source: RefSeq, a predicted model, not a curated record